GAAAAAUUAUAUGUCAUCAAAACUGAAACGAAUAGUUGACAUUCCACCCCUAACAAAAAUAGAAGAAGUGUGCGUUGGGGACAUAAAAGGGAAAGGUUUUCUUUCGGCUUUCUAUAACUUGUUGAUGCUUUCCUCCAAGGAUUCAGCAAUUGACAAGUUAGACGCUUGGAGAAGAGAUACUCUUGAAGAUAUAGAUGAGGAAGACUGGAAUCAGGCCUGUUUAAAAGCACAGACACAAACGUAUAAAGAUUAGAAUCAAUGUGGUUGUGACAGAAGACAGGAUGUCUGGAGACAGGUACAUCACCAAUGUGCCAAUCAUGGAGGACACGGUUGGAGCCAAAUCCCCAGAAUCUGAGCACAGAGACUCCCAAAGCACUGCAAAGGCUGGAGUGCCAAUCCUUCAUUCUGUGUGCUCUCCCAUCUUCCUAUGGAGUGUGCUUGCCAUGGCAAUCACCCAGCUGAGGCUGAUCUUCUUCAUGGGAGCCAUGAAUAAGAUGCUGGAGUUCUUGGUGACUCAUGGUGACCCAAACUCCUCAGAGGAGCUACGGAAGGAGGCGGAAGAGCAAGUUGCUUUCUACUCAUCCAUCUUUGGUACAACGCAGCUUCUCUGUCUGCUGACGUGUCCUUUGAUUGGCUACAUAAUGGACUGGAGAAUGAAAGAGUGUGAAGAAGAAAAUCUGAACAUAUCAACAAUCAAGAGCCACUCAGAGCCCCCAAAGAGAGACAGAAAGAUCCAGAAACUGAGCAAUGCCAUCAGAGCCUUCAUCUUCACCAACCUCCUUUUGGUCAUGUUUGGAGUUAUUUCCUUGAUUGACAACUUGCCUAUUCAGUCAGAGAACAUUGAAGAACUAGGGUACUGGUGCUCAGAGGUUUUGUCAUUUGUUCUUCACACCAUUGUGAGAGGAUUUAUCCACUCCUGCUGUGGAGGCCUCUAUGCUGCAGUGUAUCCAGCAAACCACUUUGGGACUUUGACAGGUUUCCAAUCAACAAUCAGUGCUGCUUUUGCUUUACUCCAACAACCACUAUUCAUACUGAUGGUGGGGUAUCUCAGUGGAGACCCUUAUUGGAUCAACGUUGGCCUUCUAAUCUUCUCCCUGGCCGGCUUCCUGUUGCCAUGUUAUCUGUUCUAUCACCGGAGAAGCCUGUUGGGAGAAAAGGAGUGUUUAAAUAUGUUCGCUGCCAGCCAAUCGGAGAAGGAGUGUGAUGAUCUAAUCCAGUAAGACCGUGGACCUUCUCAGAGCCAGGUUAAGAGAUCUUCGGAUUAUGAAAACAUACCUAGAAACAAUGUGUUUGAUUUUACUGGCUAUAGUAACGUGAUCAGUUAUUCAUAUUACUGGUAUUAUUAUCUUAAUUGUGACUUGCCUGUUUCUGAGUAAAAACUUUAUUCAUCAAGAUAAACACCCAACAGAAUAAACAAAACCAAGAUUCCAGGUUGAAAUGACACUUGAAAAAACUACAAUGAUUCUCAAAGCUGGAAUUGUGUGCAUACAUUUUUAUGGAUUUUGGAUUUUUUUCACGUCAAAAGCAACAUGUGGAAUAAACUUGUCAUUUUUGUUUGUCCCAAAUAAUAAUAAUAAUAAUAAAAAGAAAUCGAGGGACCAUAAUGGUAGAGCUUCA
This is a messenger RNA of Fundulus heteroclitus (mummichog), 1617 nucleotides long. RefSeq names its product large neutral amino acids transporter small subunit 3. Gene Ontology annotation, biological process: neutral amino acid transport. Gene Ontology annotation, molecular function: neutral L-amino acid transmembrane transporter activity; L-amino acid transmembrane transporter activity. Lineage: Eukaryota; Metazoa; Chordata; Actinopteri; Cyprinodontiformes; Fundulidae. The record is from RefSeq and is a predicted model, not a curated record. Bases 282 to 1220 code for a protein of 312 amino acids. The transcript has 10 exons.